Molecule: messenger RNA, 2868 nt
Organism: Acanthopagrus latus (yellowfin seabream)
Lineage: Eukaryota; Metazoa; Chordata; Actinopteri; Spariformes; Sparidae
Gene: papss1
Product: 3'-phosphoadenosine 5'-phosphosulfate synthase 1
Exons: 12
Coding region: 209-2083 (624 amino acids)
Biological process (GO): 3'-phosphoadenosine 5'-phosphosulfate biosynthetic process; sulfate assimilation
Molecular function (GO): ATP binding; adenylylsulfate kinase activity; sulfate adenylyltransferase (ATP) activity
Source: RefSeq, a predicted model, not a curated record
UUCCCGGUUGUCGUGCCAGCCAGGCUCCUCGGCUCCUCCGGGCUCCUCCAUUCACUGGGGAUACCUGUGCCAAAAAUAAAUAAAUACGCAGAAAGACAAAUACCAAGAGAUAACUCCACUUGCAAACAAAGAACCUGUUUACGGGUUGUCUUCUUGUGUCUUUUAAAAGAGGUAGCCGGUUGAAUCAGCCGCUGACUUGCUGCCAGACAUGGAGACGUACGGCAACUCCAACAAGAAGCAGAAGCUAAGCAACACUGCUGAAAGCUGGGGAAUGCAACGCGCAACCAAUGUCACCUAUCAAGCUCAUCAUGUCAGCCGAAACAAGCGAGGGCAGGUUGUUGGCACAAGAGGAGGGUUCAGAGGAUGCACCGUGUGGCUGAGUGGUUUGUCUGGUGCGGGGAAGACCACGGUGAGCAUGGCUCUGGAGGAGUACCUGGUGUGUCACGGUAUCCCCUGCUACACACUGGAUGGGGACAACGUUCGUCAGGGGCUGAACAAAAACCUCGGCUUCAGCCCAGAGGACCGCGAAGAGAACAUUAGACGCACUGCUGAGGUGGCCCGGCUUUUUGCUGAUGCUGGGCUGGUCUGCAUCGCCAGCUUCAUCUCUCCCUACAGCAGGGAUCGCCUCAAUGUCAGGAAGAUCCACGAGGCUGCAGGGCUGCCUUUCUUCGAGGUGUUUGUGGACGCUCCACUGCAUGUCUGUGAGCAGAGGGACGUGAAGGGGCUGUACAAGAAGGCCCGAGCGGGGGAGAUAAGAGGUUUCACUGGAAUUGAUUCAGAAUAUGAGAAGCCAGAGGCUCCAGAGCUUGUGCUGAAGACUGACACCUGCAGUGUGAAUGAGUGCAUACAGCAGCUGGUUGACUUGCUUCAGGAGAGGGAUAUUGUUCCAGUUGAUGCAUCGUAUGAAGUGAAAGAACUGUACGUUCAGGAGAAUAAACUGGACCUGGCGAAGGCUGAUGCAGAGACUCUGCCUGCUGUACAGAUUGGGAAGGUGGACAUGCAGUGGGUGCAGGUGCUGGCUGAAGGCUGGGCCACUCCACUGAAUGGCUUUAUGAGAGAGAGAGAGUUUCUGCAGUGUCUUCAUUUUGACUGUCUCCUGGAUGGUGGUGUCAUCAACCUGUCGGUGCCUGUGGUGCUGCCAGUCUCCACUGCAGAUAAAGAGCGUUUGGAUGGUGUGACAGCUAUGGCUUUGGUCUAUGAGGGCAGGCGAGUGGCCAUCCUUCGCAACCCAGAGUUUUAUGAACACCGCAAAGAAGAACGAUGUGCUCGUCAGUGGGGCACCACCUGCAAGGACCACCCCUACAUCAAGAUGGUGAUGGAAAGUGGGGACUGGCUGGUCGGGGGGGACCUGCAGGUCCUGGACAGGAUCCGCUGGAAUGAUGGACUGGAUCAGUACCGACUGACACCCACUGAGCUCAAACAGAAGUUUAAAGAAAUGAAUGCAGAUGCUGUAUUUGCCUUCCAGCUCCGCAACCCGGUCCACAACGGCCAUGCUCUUCUGAUGCAGGACACCCACAAGCGUCUCAUCGAGCGGGGCUACCGCCGGCCCGUUCUGCUGCUCCACCCCCUGGGAGGCUGGACCAAGGACGAUGAUGUGCCGCUGCCCUGGCGAAUGAAGCAGCACGCCGCUGUGCUGGAGGACGGCAUCCUAAAUCCAGACUCUACCGUCGUAGCUAUCUUUCCUUCACCCAUGAUGUACGCCGGGCCAACUGAGGUUCAGUGGCAUUGCAGAGCUCGGAUGGUGGCUGGAGCCAACUUCUACAUUGUGGGCCGUGACCCUGCGGGCAUGCCCCACCCUGACACAGGAAAGGACCUGUACGAUCCCACUCAUGGGGCUAAGGUCCUCACUAUGGCUCCAGGUCUCAUUACCCUGGAGAUUGUACCCUUCAAAGUGGCUGCUUACAACAAGGUCAAAAGAGCAAUGGACUUUUACGAUCCCAAAAACCAUCAAGAUUAUGAUUUCAUCUCAGGCACACGUAUGAGGAAGAUGGCCCGCGAGGGAGAGAAUCCUCCUGAUGGCUUCAUGGCACCAAAGGCUUGGGCUGUGCUGAAGGAUUACUAUAAGUCACUGGAGAAGGCCUAAUGGUUGAGUCUCUGAGAAAAAAACAUGGAAACACUGUGGUUUCUGCUGAUGUUUUAAAUGAGGAAUGUGGGGGACCACUCAUCUACUAUCAAAAAUCACACUUGACUUCUUCCUGUGCCACUUGUACACUCACUCUCAGUUGUUUUUUUAGUCUUAUAAUGUUUGUGUUUUAACUAUAUGUACAUUAAAUAAAGUAGAAGAGGUAAAAAAAAAGGUUCACAGUAGAUGUUUGUGUUUCUCACUAACUUUAUAACUGUAUAUUCUAACAACUGGUUACAAAAAUAUAAUGUAAAAAUGAAAGGAUCAACACUGAUAAUGACCUGUAUUGAAAGUACUGUUGACCAGUACUGAAAUAGGCGCGGAUGGAUGUUGAGUAUUCGUGAUGUCAAAAUUGAAAAAGUUACUGCACCUGCUAGAGAUCUUCUAACUCAUGCAAACAAGUCACUGUGUACUGUAUGUUUGCAAGGGACAGUGGUCAUUGCUCAGAAUUUGGUGUAAAAGUUUGAGUGCCUUGGUCUGCAGAAAGUAAAUUCACGUCUUGUUUGAAUUAGGACACACAGACACCACCUGCUUCUUGUCUCACUUGUUUUAAUGUUACACUGAAUAGGUCCAGACAUUUCUUUUUUAUAGGGAUAUGCGACUGUAACCUUCCUUAACUCCUAGGAAAAAACCUUUAGCUUUUUUGUUUUUCAUAUUUAGUCUAUUUAUUCUGUCCUGACAUCACAUUUCUUUCUGUCUUUUUUUUUUUUUUUUAACUGUAAUGUGCAUGUAGUUUUGGUACUCGU